GAUAAUUGCGGGAUUGGAAAUCAUCGGGAGAGUUGGAGUUAAUCGCGGCAGUGAUCACGCGUGGGGAUAGCGCGCGGUUGUUGUUUUCGCGAGCCUACCUACCACGGACGCAACUACCACGGGCGCGGUGGCGUUGUUGUAGCCUCGUGAAGGUUUGCAGUGUUCUUGUCGCCUGGGUGCUUGCUGACUCAGGGUUACCGGGAGAGAGAUCUUACCAGAACCAAGCCAAACUUCAGAAAAGGGCAGGAAAAGGUGAAUCUCCCCCCCAUGGCAGCGACCACAGCCGUAGCCGUGCGCCGUCUCUCCGCCGCCGGCGAGGUGCGAUCGGCCCUCGCUUUGCUCGCCCGUGGCGCAAAGGCGGGCGACACGACGCUGGACGUGGCCGCGUGCACAGCGCUCGUCCACGGCUACUGCAGGAGCGGCGACGUGGCGGAAGCACAGAGGGUGUUCGACGUAAUGCCGCGCUUGGGAUUGACCCCUAACGAGGUCACUUUCACUGCUCUGAUCCACGGUUACUUCAUCCAUGGACGCAGAGAGAAGGGCUUGGCCUUGUUUGAGAAGAUGCGGAUAGGUGGAAUUGAGCCAAAUCUCUACACCUACAACAUUUUGGUUGGUGAGUGGUGCAGGACUGGGGAAUUUGAGCGUGCCCGCCUCCUGUUUGAAGAAAUGCCUGCAAAGGGUAUCACACGCAAUGUUGUCAGCUAUAACACUCUCAUUGCUGGGCUAUGCAGAUAUAGAAAGAUGAAGGAUGCCACCCAGCUGCUGGAAUUGAUGCGAAGAGAGGGUAUCCGUCCAAGUGUCGUGACGUUCAACCUUCUUGUCGAUGGAUAUGGCAAAGCUGGGAAGAUGUCCAAUGCUUUGCAUUUCUCCAACCAAAUGAGGAUGGCUGGGUAUCAACCCAGUGCUGUCACGUAUAAUGCUCUUAUUGCCGGGUUCUGUCGUGCUAGAGAUAUGAUCCGUGCAAACAGGGCUUUCUCUGACAUGAAGGAGCGAGGAUUGGCACCCACAAAAGUGACGUACACCAUACUGAUUGAUGCAUUUGCUCGGGAGAAUGACAUGGACAAGGCUUUUGAGAUGUUUGCAGGGAUGGAGAAGGCUGGUUUAGAGGUGGAUGUGCGCACUUACGGUGUUUUGGUGCAUGCUCUCUGCAUGGAAGGGAACAUGAAGGAUGCCAGAAAAUUGUUCCAGUCAAUAGGCGAGAAAGGUCUUCAGGUGGGCAAUGUCAUCUAUGACAUGUUGAUUUAUGGCUAUGGACGAGAAGGAAGCUCUUACAAGGCUAUGAAAUUAAUUAUGGAGAUGAGGAAAAAGGGCUUUGUUCCAAAUUCCGCUAGUUAUGGCCUGACAAUCCGUAUUCUUUGCAAUGACGGUAAAUGUUCGGAAGCUGAAGCUCUGAUUGAUGACAUGGUGCGUGCUGGUGUACAAACAAGUGAGUCGGUCCGCCAAGUGCUAUUGAAUGCCAAGGCAAGACAGGGAAGUCCCACUGAUGACUUUUUCACUUAGGCAGUCAGGAUGGACAAUAGUGGUCAGCAAAUUCACAGCAGUUGAAACUUGAAAGGAGCACUUUCUGCAAUAUUAAGAGAAAAAUCUGCCGAAGAGUGGAAUCGCGGAGCAUCCAAAUUGACGAAAGAGAAAAUCUAUGCCAGCUGGCAGAGAGCAGGAAUCGAUCGAUUUGAAGAUUUGGACAGAUGGGUAGUCGGUCAGGGCAAACAACACCCGAAAGGAAAUUGAUCAUCCGAGCUUCCAAUCCUUACAAUGGUUGUUUUUGUUGGGCUCCAUUGCACACAAAGUGUAUGGCUACCGGACCUUUAGGCUUGAUCCUUGGGAAGUCUAGUUCUCAAUACCAAAGCCGGACAGUUUUGCAUCAUGUGGUUGAGCCCUUGCUAAGGUCAUUCGAUGAGAUCAUCUUCCAUUAGAAGUGCUGAAUAAUUUUUUGUAUUAGAAUUUUGUUUUUUUUUCCGGUUCUUGCUUUGGUAGUUUACGUGGGGAUAAAGAAAUUUGCUCGGCACUUGUAAGAUUCUCGAGGAAUUAAUUUAUGCUUGAUUAGAGUAUGUUUCAUAAUUUCACUGUGCGGACACUCCAUGCGCUAUAGCAAAAGAAUUCCUGCAAACAACAAGUCAACAACUAAUGCAAGUGGAGAGAUCUCCUUUACAGGUUGCUCCCUUCUGUAAAUUAUUUGUAACUUAUGGCAUUCACUAAGAGUGUUUCUGGACAGGUCAACAAGGUGAAAUUAAUAUAUCUCGUGCCACUCUAUUCUGAUGGGUGCAGUGAAGCACGUCAGAAGAUUUUUCGUAUCUGUGGCAACUAGGGUGUUUGAUGGGAAUCCAGGCAGCAGAUUCGGGCUUAGCUGCAGAAGGCGGAGGCAGAAGGAAAGGCGUUGCAACAGGGAGCGGAACCUCUUCUCCUCUAGACAAAUCAGGGACAUUGGAGAUGCGGAAUCGACCGGCAACAAUGAAAGGCCUGCUCCGUAGCCCUCAAAGAAGGUGCCGGAUUUGAACGGUGAUGCUGAAAUGCCUGCUCCAUAAGCUCCAAAUAAGCCGCUGGACUCCGUAGGUAGGUGUGGGUGGCCUGGACUGGUUUGGUAUGGAACUUGCAUGUUCCCUUGGUUGUAUGCAGGGAGCUGGCGGUGCUGACCAAAGGGAUUGAUGCUUGGAUGGUGAGGAUGCAGAUUGGAGGGAUAUUGAGAGGAUGCAAACAGGUUCAUGGCAGCAGCUUGGAGGUGUUGUUGGUAUAGGCUAUUUUUAUUUUUUGGAACUGCACUUCUCUCCAUUUGAUGAAUGAUUGGGCUUCAUUUGUUUUUGAUGUGUUGUUUUUUUUUACAAGGGAAAACAGCAGGCUCCUACUGCGCUUGUAUUAAAGUCAGGAGAAAAAAAUACAUGGUAGCACAUAUAUGCAGAAAACAAAACAAGGAAACUGAGCUUGAAAACCUCAGCCAUUUUGAUGUGU
Brachypodium distachyon (stiff brome) is the source of this 2943-nucleotide messenger RNA. Its product is annotated as pentatricopeptide repeat-containing protein At4g11690. NCBI's taxonomy places the organism in Eukaryota, Viridiplantae, Streptophyta, Magnoliopsida, Poales, Poaceae. The transcript has 8 exons. The record is from RefSeq and is a predicted model, not a curated record. The coding region runs from base 268 to 1500 and encodes 410 amino acids. Gene Ontology annotation, molecular function: protein binding.